AUGAGCUCCUACGUAGCCAAUUCAUUCUAUAAGCAGAGCCCCAAUAUCCCUGCCUAUAACAUGCAAACUUGUGGGAACUAUGGAUCGGCCUCAGAGGUGCAGGCAUCCAGGUACUGCUACGGUGGAUUGGACUUAAGCAUCACUUUCCCACCGCCUGCGCCUUCCAACUCUCUCCACGGGGUAGACAUGGCUGCCAACCCCCGGGCUCACCCCGACCGCCCCGCCUGCAACGCCGCGGCCGCUCCGGGACACGCUCUGGGCAGAGACGAAGCGGCUCCUCUGAACCCCGGGAUGUACAGUCAGAAGGCGGCUCGCCCGGCGCUGGAGGAGCGAGCUAAGAGCAGUGGGGAGAUCAAAGAGGAGCAGGCGCAGACAGGGCAGCCCUCCGGACUGAGCCAGCCACCGGCCCCGCCACAGAUUUACCCGUGGAUGACCAAACUGCACAUGAGCCACGAGACGGAUGGCAAGCGGUCCCGAACCAGUUACACGCGCUACCAGACCCUGGAACUCGAGAAAGAAUUCCAUUUUAACCGCUACCUCACUCGCCGCAGGCGCAUAGAAAUCGCCAACAACUUAUGUCUCAACGAGAGACAGAUCAAGAUCUGGUUCCAGAACCGCAGGAUGAAGUGGAAGAAAGACUCCAAAAUGAAGAGCAAAGAGGCUCUUUAG
Molecule: messenger RNA, 669 nt
Organism: Microtus ochrogaster (prairie vole)
Lineage: Eukaryota; Metazoa; Chordata; Mammalia; Rodentia; Cricetidae
Gene: Hoxc5
Product: homeobox C5
Biological process (GO): embryonic skeletal system morphogenesis; anterior/posterior pattern specification; positive regulation of transcription by RNA polymerase II
Cellular component (GO): nucleoplasm; nucleus
Molecular function (GO): DNA-binding transcription factor activity, RNA polymerase II-specific; RNA polymerase II cis-regulatory region sequence-specific DNA binding
Source: RefSeq, a predicted model, not a curated record